AUGUCAGGUCCUACCCGAAAGAAUAUGGAUCGGAUCAAAGGUCCAUGGAGUCCAGAGGAAGACGAUCUAUUGCAGAGGCUGGUGCAGAAGCACGGUCCAAGAAACUGGUCUUUGAUCAGCAAAUCAAUCCCUGGACGCUCCGGCAAAUCUUGCCGUCUCCGGUGGUGCAACCAGCUAUCUCCGGAGGUGGAGCACCGUGCUUUUUCGCCUGAAGAAGACGAGACGAUUAUUCGAGCGCACGCUCGGUUCGGUAACAAGUGGGCUACGAUCUCUCGCCUGCUCAAUGGACGAACCGACAACGCAAUCAAGAACCAUUGGAACUCGACGCUCAAGCGAAAAUGCAGCGCCGUUACAUCUGAUGGGCAAAGCUGCGACUUCGGUGGAAACGGAGGGUAUGAUGGUAAUUUAGGAGAAGAGCAACCGUUGAAGCGUACGGCGAGUGGUGGUGGUGUGUCUACUGGGUUGUAUAUGAGUCCCGGAAGUCCUUCGGGAUCUGACGUCAGCGAGCAAUCUAGUGGUGGCCAACACUUGUUUAAACCGACGGCUAGAUCUGCUGCUGCGACGGAGGUGACGGCGUCAUCGUCCGGUGGAGAUCCGCCGACUUAUCUAAGCCUGUCUCUCCCAUGGAAUAACCGUUGCGAGACGGAGACGGUUAGAGUCAACGAGUCAACUCAGUUGAACGAGAAUACGGUUACCGACGGAGGUUACACGGCGGAGCUAUUCCCGGUUAGAAAGGAAGAGGAAGAAGAAGAGAGAGGGAUAUCGGGAUUUGGUGGGGAGUUCAUGACGGUGGUGCAGGAGAUGAUUAGGACGGAGGUGAGGAGUUACAUGGCGGAUUUACAGCGAGGGAACGUCGGUGGUGGUUCCGGCGGAGGAGGAAAUGGUGGCGGUUCGUGUAUGCCGCAAAGUGUAAACAGCCGUCGUGUCGGGUUUAGAGAGUUUAUAGUGAACCAAAUCGGUAUUGGGAAGAUUGAGUAG
Thlaspi arvense is the source of this 978-nucleotide messenger RNA. The record is from the annotation of a GenBank genome assembly. NCBI's taxonomy places the organism in Eukaryota, Viridiplantae, Streptophyta, Magnoliopsida, Brassicales, Brassicaceae.